AUGGCAAUGCCGAAAAUAACACCCUAUGAGCUUCUUGGCGUAGCUAAGACAGACAUCAGUUCAGCAAUAAGUCUGGCCUAUCGUAGGUGUAUUCUAGAAUUAAAAAAAGAUCGAUUGAAACCAGUUGGGGAACGGACAAUAACCACCGACAAAUUUCGACUCAUAUGUCGUGCCUACGAAUUAUUGUGCAAUCAGGACGAACGAAAACAUUAUGAUCAAACAAAAGAAUGGAGAUGGUAUGUGCCUGUGGAAAAUUACACAUUGCAACAAUUAGUGGCUGAGCCUGAUCUGGCUCCCCUAUUGACAACACGAUUACAAAAUGCGACACUGAGACAAAUCAAUGCUCAGGAUUCUGUAACCGGACAUACGCCUCUCUAUUGUGCAGCACGUGCUUGUAACGUGGAAGCCGUCUCCUAUUUAACUGAACAAGGUGCAGAACCGGAUCUCAAACAACGAUUCGGCAGUACUGCGCUUCAUGUUGCUGCUUUCUAUGGACAUCCAGAAGUGGUUCGAUGUUUACUGGAAAGUGGAGCCGAUUAUUGCCAAUAUAAUGCAAAUAACCAUCUCGCUGAGGACGAAUCGUAUGAUGACGAUGUUAAACGUUGCUUUACCAAACUAAAACAGAAUCCAUACGUACAAGCAGCAGCAAAUCAGCUCGACUGGUUCAAGAAUAAUAUUGGGCAUAUUUCACAACAUGUUGAUUAUCAAUACUAUAGUCUACGUCAGACCCUAUUGCAUUGUGCAAGUAAAAAAGGUCAUAAAGAUCUUGUCCGAUGGCUGGUGAAAGAACGUGCCGCCAACCUGGACAUUGUUGAUAUCAAUUUGAAUUCUGCUUUACAUCUGGCAGCAUACGCAGGGCAUCACUCGAUCGUCAAAUAUCUUCUCGCACAUGGCGCUGAUACACUACUUAUCAAUAAAUGGGGCAUGACUGCUGAACAAGAAAGUUUAAUGCAUGGAAAAUCGAUGACAAAACACUUUCAAUCCAUGCGUGAUCACGAUAUGUUUAAAAUGGCGGCAGACGGCACCGAUUGGUGGUUUCGAUAUCAUUUCGGAGCUAAAUCACCCGAUGCCAUGAAUGACGCUGGUGUAAGUUUACUCUAUGUUGCCUGUCGCAAUGGUCGAAAGUCCGUAGCCAAAUGGCUUAUAAAAAAGGGUGCAGAUAUCAAUCUUCAAAUUCAAGACGAGUCGAAAAGCACACCUUUGCAUGCUGCAGCCUAUCAUAAUCAUGUAUCGACUGUUGCAUUACUUCUGAAUCAUGGUGCGAAUACGAAUAUUCGCAAUAAAUAUGGCUCUACAGCCCUCGAUGAUGCUCGAUCAGAUGCAGUGAAAAAACUCUUACGACAACACCGACAAAAUUUGACAGAGAAUAAAUGGAUUUCUGUGCAUCUCUUCGGAGAUGGUGCGAAAACCGGCAAUGAACCAUUAGCCAGAGUUCAACUACAUUGUGACGCUAAUUUUCAUGAUCUUCUGCAAUCUAUGCCUGAAGCAUUACGCAACAUAUAUCGAAAUUUCUCCAUGGCUCGGCGUCCAUUAAAUAGUGGCAGUGAUGAUAUUCAAGUAGUUUCAGCUGUGUGUCGUGCUCGAUGUGGAAAAACGAAAUUCAUCGACUUGCCACUCUGUAUUACCGCUCAUGAAUCACCGCGAUAUACACACAGUGGUCAUACGAUGAGUCCAGAACUUCCCUUUUAUAGUUUACGUGAGUUUCACAGUAGAUUUUCAUCAAAAUGUCAAACGGCAAAACUUACAAUUAAAGCUCAUAAACAUACGCCACAAAAAUUUACUUUGAACACUUUAUUGUUUACUUUUCCAGCAGAAUGUGUGCAGACGAAUCUCAUUAUUAAUGUGAGUUAUAUAUUUUCACCGGACAUUCAAUCAUUUGACUUGCCAGGAUGUGUCUAUCUUUUCAAAACUCAAUGUAAUCAAGAAGAAAAUCAACUCGAUGAAAUGCCCAUAGUAUCCUUAAUUAAUGAACCCAAUGCUCGAUUAUAUACUUGGGCACAGUCUUCAGCCUAUUGGUUUACUUCUGAUGAGAAAAAAACACUUUUACCUUCGAUUGGAAGUAUACAUGCGUUUGUAAAACAUAUAGAUGUUAUUCCCUCUUUACUCAGUCUGCCAGGUGACAUGUUUAUUCAGGGCGCACUUGGUAAACCAUUGGUAUCACGUCAAGAUCCAGUUGUUUGUUAUUGUUUAAAAGUUUGUGAGCACAACAAGAGUGUCUUUUCGAACAUCGCUUAUCAUGGAACAACGAUUGGUGUCAUUUGUUCGAUUCUUAUGGACGGAUUAGUGAUGCCAAGUACGGUAGUCUCGAGUGGAAUACGUGUUUGUCCACCGACCCAUCAUAUUCCUCGAGGUGCAUCUGCAUAUGGUAUCGACGAUUUUGCCAACGGUAUUUUCAUAAGUCCAAGUGUUCAUUACUGCUCGGAUCCGUGUUACGCUGUAACAUUCUCCCAUAAUGAUGAGCGUCUCAUUGCUGUACUGGAAUGCAGUGUCAAGAGCGGUUCCUAUGAAAGCUUUCCAUGUACAGUUCAAGAUUAUAAACCUCAUCCCAGCGAUAAUAUGCAAGCUAUCGAAUGGCGUCUCACCAAUCCUGCAGCCAUCGAAAUUAUCUCUGUCCUUUUCAUUCCAAUUAACAAAUCAAGAAGUAAAGCAGCAAUAUCACGAGCGAAGAAACUUGGCGUUGAUCCAAAUGAUAUGGCUUAA
This is a messenger RNA of Rotaria sp. Silwood2, 2700 nucleotides long. The record is from the annotation of a GenBank genome assembly. Lineage: Eukaryota; Metazoa; Rotifera; Eurotatoria; Philodinida; Philodinidae.